GGCGCCCUGGCCUUUGCCAGGCCCGUAGCUCCCCGCCGCUGCUCUUACCAUGGCCCGCCCCCUUGGCGUACCAAAACAAGAAGGCUGUGGCUAGGGAGGCCUGGGGGCGGGGCCCGCUCGCGCGGCGUAGCGGGUUGGGCGCAGGGCUCUGCCCAGCACUUCCGCCAGCGGCUAGUCGUCGGACCCGAGGCAUGGAGGUGGGCUAGCGCGCUGCAGCAGGGCCGAGCCGGAAAUGUCCUUUUUGGGGGCCAAAGUGUGAGUGUAUCUGAAUGCAGAGCCUCAUCUAUUCACAAACAAGCCCAGCAUUCUCAACAAAGAAGAUCACUUCUCUGUAGGACAUUUGCCAAGGUACAGAAUGAGCACAUGCUGUUGGUGUACUCCAGGUGGUCCUUCCACCGUUGAUGUCCUAAAGUGCUAUGCAUCUAGCACUGGUUCGAGUGACUUUCAAACAGCUGAUGAAGACCUCUGCUACUGCUUAGAGUGCGUGGCUGAGUACCACAGAGCCAGAGAGGAAGUGCCAUUCUUGCAUGAGGUUUUAUGGGAAUUAGAAACCUUACGCCUCAUAAAUCACUUUGAGAAGUCUAUGAAAGCAGAAAUUGAAGAUGAUGAUGAAUUAUAUAUAGUAGACAACAAUGGAGAGGAACAGCUAUUUGACUGUAGUGGCCAAGAUUUUGAAAAUAAACUCCGAGUUCCUCUUUUUGAAAUACUGAAGUACCCUUACUUGCUUCUGCAUGAGCGUGUUAGUGAACUGUGCGUGGAAGCACUUUGUCGAAUGGAACAAGCCAAUUGCUCCUUUCAGGUUUUUGACAAAUACCCAGGCAUCUAUUUGUUUUUGGUUCAUCCAAAUGAAAUGGUUCGGCGAUGGGCUAUUCUGACUGCAAGAAACCUGGGGAAAGUGGACAGAGAUGACUAUUACGACUUACAGGACGUUUUAACUUGCCUUUUUAAAGUCAUUGAGUUGGGACUUUUGGAAAGUCCAGACAUUUACACUUCUUCUGUGCUUGAAAAAGGCAAACUGAUCCUUCUGCCUGCACACAUGUAUGAUACUACGAACUACAAAAAUUACUGGCUGGGUAUUUGCAUGUUGCUGACUAUUCUUGAGGAGCAAGCCAUGGAUUCACUGUUACUGGGCUCAGACAAACAAAAUGAUUUUAUGCAAUCAAUCCUUCACACCAUGGAGAAGCAGUCGGAUGAUGACAGCAUGGAUCCUUUCUGGCCAGCAUUACACUGUUUCAUGGUGAUUCUGGAUCGCCUUGGAUCAAAAGUGUGGGGUCAACUUAUUGACCCUAUUGAAGCAUUUCAAACCAUCAUUAACAACGUGAGCUACAAUAGAGAAAUCCAAAAUAUAAGGAACAGCUCCAUAAGGACCAAGUUAGAACCGGAGCCACAUUUUGAUGAUAUGGUGACAUGCAGCCAGAUUGUCUAUAACUAUAACCCUGAAAAGACCAAAAAGGAUUCAGGGUGGAGAUCAGCCAUUUGUCCAGACUAUUGUCCUAACAUGUAUGAAGAAAUGGAAACAUUAGCCAGUGUACUUCAGUCAGAUAUUGGUCAAGAUAUGCGUGUUCAUAACAGUACCUUUCUGUGGUUCAUACCUUUUGUUCAGUCACUCAUGGAUCUUAAGGACUUGGGUGUGGCUUACAUUGUAGAAGUUAUUCAUCAUCUAUACUCUGAAGUCAAAGAUGUCCUCAACCAGACAGAUGCUGUGUGUGACAAAGUCACUGAAUUUUUUAUUCUGAUUUUAGUAUCUGUGAUUGAACUGCAUAGAAAUAAGAAAUGUUUGCAUCUGCUGUGGGUGAGUUCCCAGCAGUGGGUAGAAGCUGUUGUGAAGUGUGCCAAGCUUCCUACCACUGCAUUUGCACGGAGUUCCGAGAAGUCACCUGGAAGUACCCCCAAAGGGAGCGCAAUAAUAUCAUCAUUGGCACUGCAUUCUGUGCCCUCUAAUUCUGUCCAGCUUGCUUGUGUCCAGUUGAUUAGGGGUCUUCUCAAAGAAGGUUAUCAGCUUGGUCAGCAAACACUUUGUAAGCAGUUCUGGGAUAAACUUAACUUAUUCCUUCGAGGAAACUUAUCUCUGGGUUGGCAGUUGACUGCUCAAGAAACCCAUGAGUUACAAAUGUGUUUGAAACAAAUAAUUAGAAACAUAAAAUUCAAAUUGCCCCAAUAUAGCACUUUUGGGGAUCUGACUUCUACAUGUAAAACUCCUCCAUCUUUUAAAGAAGAAAGUGAACAAAUAGACAGGAAGCCUAAAAAGGACAUUUAUUGCCUGGAAAAUUACAGCUCAACAUCUUCUAAAGAACCAGUGAAAGCUGACCGUAAUCAAGUAUUGAUUAAAGCAAAUAAUAGAGAAGAGGAGGGCAUCAAGCAGCAUUACAUUGAUUUGAAUGAAGAAGAGCCUCUUCCACCUGAAUUGUGGUUGAAGCAGGAGAGUGAGGUCCUUUUUUCUGGAAGUGAUCAAGAGCAAGUUAAAAUAAGCACAGAGAAGCCUGUAAAAGAAACCUCUUCUCAUACACCACAGAAUAAUACUUUAAGAAAUGGCCCAGAAUGGGGAUGUGACAGAGGAGUCAUAAUAUCAACACGUUCAUUGACUGUUUCUAGCACUGAUUCUCUGGAAAAGGUAUCUACAUCAAAUGAAGAUGUCUCAUUAAAGGAUGACACUGUUGGUAAAAACUCAAAACCAAAGUCUAAAGCACAGAAAGAUGAAAUUUGUGCAAAGUUAUCACAUGUCAUAAAGAAGCAACAUAGGAAAAGUACUUUGAUCAAUAACACUAUCAAGCUAGAGGAAAAUACAGCUAUGCCUGACCUUGAGAACUCCUGUUCGGGAAGAGAGAGAGAAGUUCUAAAGGAAGAUGCUAUCACACGUGAUGUGUCUUUAGACCCUGUUCUGGAUGAUGAACAUGGUGAGCAAAAUUUUCAAAAUAGUUCCUUGUUAAAAAAGAAACAGUUUAAAAGUGAGGAGUUCUAUAAUUCUGAUGAAAGCAAGUGUCAAAUCCAGGAACAGCAUGCUGCUGAUGAUUUGUUAUCAUGUACAGAAGUUACUGAUAUAUCGGUGGAGAAAACAUCAUGUGAGAGUCCUGUAAAGGUGGUAGUUGAAUCAAGAGAUAAGGAAAUGAGAAAGAGUACAGUGCUGACUUCGAACUUGGUACAAGAACAGGUGCCUCAUGGCAGUAGCAAGCCUUCGGUUACAGGAUCUCAAAUAGACCACUGUAACAUCACUUUAAUAAUAGCUCAAACCACUGUUAUUCAGUUCCCAUCAGGGUCAAAUAAAACUCCAUCUCAGCAACCAAGAAGAGAUGGUAGAUAUUUGACAGUUAAGCAAAACAGUGCUGACACUUGCCAUGGGCAGAUUAUUGUUAUUUCAGAUUCUGAUGAAGACGACGGUGAAAGAGGUCAUGGUAUUGAGAACCACAUCACACAGGGAGAAGUACGCAUGGAGGAAGACUGUCCAGAGCAGCACGGCUCAGUAGUUAAUACCGGUAUGGAAAAGCAGCAUAUAAAAGAAGAAACAAAGUGCCCAGUAGAAUUUGAGGACUCCGAAUCUCAGGUUUUUGAGUUUGAAAGUUCAUCUGAAGUGUUUUCAGUUUGGCAGGAUCAUAAGUUAGACAGCAAGAACUCCCUUCACAAGGAAGGAAAAAGCUGUGUAACUCAUGUAGCUGAUAGUACAAACAAUUUGGGUUCUGGUGCAGACUCUGUGUCUGAAGAGGUUGUUAGAAAUGAGGCAGAGGAUGUUGAAGAACAUGCAGAACCACACAGUAUUUCUGUUGAGGAAUUUUGUAAAACUGAAGGGAAAAAACAUAAGAGAAAACGAUGUGACAGAGUUACAGCUGAAGAUCCUCAGAGACCUUCAUCUUCUGUAACAUUUGAGCGAUUAGCUGAUGACAGAGAUCUUGCUGGAAGUGAUUUAAAAAGUACAGACAUGGAGAUAUCGGCUCCCAGUUCAAGUGUUGAGAGAGAUCCUACAGUUUCACUGAUGAAGUCUGCAAAGCCUCGUACUCACUCAAAAUCUGUUAGGAAAGUUCCAGCUUCUAAGGUUAUUAAGAAAACGCAUUUAGACACCAAAAGAGGACAGAAUAAGAGUUCAUGUUACAUCAGUUGUAGAACAUCUCCUGCUAUUGUGCCACCGAAGAAAUUUCGCCAAUGUCCAGAGCCAACUUCAACGGUUGAAAAACUUGGCCUGAAAAAAGCUCCUCGGAAGGCAUUUGAGUUGUCCCAGAGGUCUCUGGAGUGUAUAGUCCAGUUACGUGACCAUGGUAAGACUGUUGGAGUAGUCGACGCCCCCAAAAAGACUAAAUUAAUUUCUCCUCAGACUCUUUCCAUCAAAAAUAAUAAGAAGCUUCUGACAAGUCAGGAUCUUCAGUUUCAAAGGCUCAUGAGAUCUAGAUCACAUCAAAAACGAGACCUUGAUUACACUGCAAGAACAGUGUCACGCACAGUACAGGGUUCUGAUGGACUUGUACCAGACUCUGAUGGGUCAGCGAAUCAUAGAGGAAAUGGGCCCCCUGCCAACAGUAAUGAAAAGCAAUUAGCAAAAUGCAUGCCUUUCAAACCAGAAGUGGCAAAAGCCAUUUCUGAUCCUCAGGUGACUGAUAUAGCUUCUCUUGUGAACCAGUGUGAGUCUAGAGUGUUAAGUGGAGGAGUGCCAACAGAUGUGAUGCUCUCUACUCCAGAGGAGCCUGUGGGUGAAUGUUCUCUCACAGUGCAAGUUGGGGAGAUGGCAGCUGUUAAAAUUGCUGAACCAGAAUCAAGUAGUGAUACAGAUGAUGACAAUUUAUUUCUCACACAACAUGAUCCUCAAGAUAUGGAUCUGUGCUCACAGAUGGAAAAUGAUAAACUGAUUGUAGUGGCUCAUAAAGAUACAGUUCAGAGAGAGGAGUCUGUAAGUCAGCCUCAUUUGGAGUCUUUUAGUGUCACAAAGUGUAAGUACAAAGACUGUGUUGAAACCACUAGAAACCAGGGUGAAUACUGCCCAAGACACGCUGAAGCUAAAACAGCCGAUGACAACGUGUUUCGUAAACCUGGCUUACCUCUUAGGUCGUCCUUGAGACCUACUACCACCAAAAUAUUCAGCUCAAGCAGUGCCUCACGAACUGCCAAUCUUUCCAAAUCUUUGGAAAGUACCAUACUUCAGUCAGUACUAAAAAAUAAGUCGAAUGGGGCACAGCCUAAUUUGAAGGUGACACCACCCAUUUCCCUGGAGUCUCAGAAGCCAGUGGCUGAGGUGAAAAGUUUAAGCAGUAUUUUUCAUUUUCAGGCUCCUAGCAGUUCCAACAGACAGAGUCACAAGCUUACACUUAGUGAGAACAAGCCUAUGUCAGCUUCCUCUCCAGUGAACAUUCUCUUGCCGUCGCAGUCUAUCUUUGACACCUUCAUUAAAGAAGUCUUGAAAUGGAAAUACCAAAUGUUUUUGAACUUUGAUAAAUGUGGUGCCCCAACAAGUCUCUGUCAAUCUAUCUCAAGACCUGUGCCCGUCCGAUUUCAAGAUUGUGCAGAGUAUUUUAAUGUUUUUCUUCCUUUGAUUAUAUUGAAUGCUUUUGAAACAGUGGCACAGGAAUGGUUCAACUCUCCAAAUAAAGAGCAUUUCUAUUUGCAUUUACGAAAAUUUCCAGCCGACUAUAAAAAAUACUGGGAGUUUAUGAUUUACCUGGAGGAAUCUGAACUAGCUAAACAGCUUCAUCCAAAGGAAAAUGAUCUGGUGUUUUUGGUUCCUGAGAGACUAAAUAGAGAGAAGAAAGAUAUGCACAGGAAUGGCAUGCAAGACCGAAAUGGCUAUUACUGUGGUUAUGUUCAUAAGUUUCGUCGUACUUCAGUCAUGCGCAGUGGAAAAGCUGAGUGUUCCUUGUGCAUCCAGACACAAGAUAACUUGCCAGCCAGCCUCAACGAACUUACGAAAUGUAUUGUAAUCAGUUCUCUGGUAACUACACAGAGGAAAUUGAAAGCUAUGUCUCUCUUGAACAGCCGGAACCAGUUGGCCAGAGCUGUUCUAAAUCCAAACCCCAUGGACUUCUGUACAAAAGACCUAUUAACUACAACAUCUGAAAGAAUUAUUGCCUACUUAAAAGACUUCAAUGAAGACCAGAAGAAAGCCAUAGAAACUGCAUAUGCCAUGGUGAAACACUCACCAUCCGUUGCCAAAAUCUGUUUGAUUCAUGGACCACCUGGAACAGGAAAAUCAAAAACCAUUGUUGGUCUCUUGUACCGCUUAUUGACAGAGAACCAGAGGAAGGGCCGUUCAGAUGAAAACUUCAAUGCCAAAAUCAAGCAAAACCGAGUCCUUGUGUGUGCACCUUCCAAUGCAGCUGUUGAUGAACUUAUGAAAAAAAUUAUCCUUGAAUUCAAAGAAAAAUGUAAAGACAAGAAGAAUCCUUUGGGAAAUUGUGGAGAUAUAAAUUUAGUACGACUAGGCCCAGAAAAGUCUAUUAAUACAGAGGUCCUAAAAUUCAGUUUGGACAGCCAAGUCAACCACAGAAUGAAAAAAGACUUGCCUUCUCAUAUUCAAGAAAUGCAUAGAAGAAAAGAGUUUCUAGAUGGUCAACUUGAUGAGCUUUCUCGCCAGCGAGCUCUGUGUCGAGGUGGGCGGGAGAUGCAGAGGCAAGAAUUAGAUGGACGCAUUGCCAACGUUUCAAAAGAAAGGCAAGAACUCGCUUCAAAAAUUAAAGAAGUUCAGGGACGCCCACAGAAGAUGCAGAAUACCAUCAUCUUGGAGUCUCAUGUCAUCUGCUGCACGUUGAGCACAAGUGGGGGCUUACUACUUGAGUCUGCUUUUCGAGGGCAAGGGGGUGUCCCCUUUAGUUGUGUCAUUGUUGAUGAGGCUGGGCAGUCUUGUGAAGUUGAGACACUUUCUCCACUUAUCCACCGCUGCAACAAACUCAUCUUAGUAGGGGACCCCAAACAGCUCCCUCCCACGGUCAUUUCUAUGAAAGCACAGGAGUAUGGCUAUGACCAGUCGAUGAUGGCACGAUUCUGCAAGCUACUUGAAGAAAAUGUGGAGCAGAACAUGAUUGGCAGGCUGCCGGUUUUACAGCUUACCAUUCAGUACAGGAUGCAUCCAGACAUAUGUCUCUUCCCUUCGAAUUAUGUUUAUAACAAAAACUUGAAAACAAAUAGAUUGACUGAAGCCGUUCGGUGUUCAUCAGAGUGGCCAUUUCAGCCCUACCUUGUGUUUGAUGUUGGCGAUGGUUCAGAACGACGGGAUAAUGACUCUUAUAUAAAUGUUCAAGAAAUAAAGUUGGUGAUGGAAAUAAUUAAACUUAUUAAAGACAAAAGAAAAGAUAUUUCCUCCCGAAAUAUUGGCAUAAUAACCCAUUACAAGGCUCAGAAGACAAUGAUCCAGAAGGAUUUGGAGAAAGAAUUUGAUAAGAAAGGGCCUGCAGAAGUGGAUACAGUGGAUGCCUUCCAGGGCCGGCAGAAAGACUGUAUAAUUGUUACCUGUGUCAGGGCGAGUGCUGUGCAAGGGUCAAUUGGAUUCCUGGCAAGUUUGCAGAGAUUGAAUGUCACCAUUACACGAGCCAAGUACAGCCUUUUUAUCCUUGGACAUUUGAGGACUCUGAUGGAAAACCAACACUGGAAUGAACUGAUUCAGGAUGCUCAGAAGCGUGGGGCCAUCAUUAAGACCUCUGACUCAAACUAUAGACACGACGCUAUGAAGAUUCUGAAACUGAAGCCUGUGCUGCAGAGGAGUCUGACGCACCCUCCAGCCACUGCCCCGGAAGCACCCAGACCUCAGGGUGGCUUGCCCAGCAACAAGCUGGACAGUGGACUUGCCAAGACAUCUUUUGCUGCUUCUCUGUACCACACACCCUCUGAUGCUGUCCCUUCAAAGGAACCUGAAAGGUCAUCUCUUCAAGAUCGACUUCGAGAUCCACGACUGCUUAGGAGAUUGGAUGCUGAAGCCAAGGGAACAUUCUUGAAGGAUCCACAGCCUGUGAGCCCUCAGCUCCCUGGGGUAGUCCAUCUCCUGGGAGAGCACGGCUUUCCUGUGUUUUUUCAGGACCUGGGUUUUGUUGUGCCACCAUCCACUGCCAUCGUUGCUCCUCUGAGCAGCCACAGGUCUCCUCUGCAGGCUGAGCCACCACCUGCUCACCCUGUUGCUCCUUCCACAAGCAAGAGGAAAUACAGUGACCCAGACCCUGGGUUCAGUCACAGAAGAGAGCCCAGGGCCUUCGGUGAAGAGAAGAGGCGUACCUCUGUGACUCACCACAUGCUGAGGAGCACAAACUGGGACAAGAGAGGGGUAGAGCAGGAGGACAGCAGUGCCAAGAAGAGGCGCUUUCUAUAGUGGCUCCUGGUGAUGAGGCUGCCAUCCACAGGUAGCUAGUGGCACCAUACAGAUAAGCUGGGUUUAUUUUUGUUUCCUUUGAAGAGUCUCUUAAAGAAUGGAAAUACCUUCUAACCCUUGGGCUGUUGUUGGUCAUCUGCAGUACUUUUUGCCAGUUAUAUACACUUGGAGAGGGCGUUUGUGUAUCUGUAAUGUCUUUGAGGUCAAAAAUUCAAAAUGUUGAGAUCUUUUGUUCGGUAGAAAAGGUCAGCUCAGGUGAAUGCUGUAAAGGUUAAACUGUGAGUCUGUAUAGCAAAUACAAAAUCCUUUUAAAAUGUAAACUGAUAGAUCACAUUUCCUUCUGCUUAAAACAGGAAAACUUCAUAUUUAAAGAGAGUGAGGAGGAAGGGUCCUUUGAGCCAUUGUGUGGUGGACAGAUUUCUUUAACAGCCUCAGUAUUGGGAAUUAGCCAAGUCGUACUAGUGGGCAGUGUCUCUAACUAUUUAAAAAACUGCUGGGGUCUCCUGGGCCUUCAGAAAGCAGCAUGUUGGGAGCUGUUGUGCACUUUGAGACAAGACAGCUUGGCACAGUACGUUACUGUCUGUGACAAGUUCAUUUACCUUACUAAUGUAUGACUUAGUUUUCUGCCGAAAUUCCUUGCCCUUCUCAGGACAGAAGAACAAUUCUUGAACUGUCAGAUGUUCCCAAUGUUUUGUUAGGUUGGUGUAACUGCUGAGCUGUAGACAUGGUUACCAAAUGGAGGAUUUGGAUUGGCCUGGCCUAGAAGAGUCCCUUCAGGUUGCUUGUGAAGGCUUGAGGGUUUCCAGGAAAAUAGACAGUGGAUGCUUUUGGAGGGAUUCCUUGGGAGCUGCACAGAGCAGAGCAGAGAGUGUAUCUCAGGAGGAGAGCUACUCCAUGAGAAAGACAAGAGCUGCUGUCUGGGCUUCAGAACCAUACAGUAGAUAGGAGGGCUUGCUGUGGUGGGUCACUGGGGGCCCUCAGCCUCCAUCCAACCUGCUGUGCCUGUGAGAGGCAUUGGAGUCAGCACAAGGGCAGGCUGCAUAAGCAGUCAGGUUUCCAAACCUCCAUGUAGAAGAGCAUGUGAAUGUGGGCUUUCUAGUGACUACUAUAUGCACAGCCCAUUAGCUGCUUUGAGGUGGAAAGACAUCCCUGAAAAUUAAUGUUCACGGUUUAGAAUUUUGUCAUCUGUUCUUAAACAAAAGGGUUUACGUUAGAAAUUCUGCUGAAGCAGGUUUUAUUUGUUAAGAGCUUUGAAAACCAGUGUGCAUUUUGUCAAGUUUCAGUACUGAGCUUCCUAAGCUGCCUCUGCGCUGCUGUCUAGACCUGUACCCUAGUGUAUGCUGGACACUUGUAAAACUUGGGAGCAGGCACCUUCUCAUAGUGAGUGCCUCAGCCUCCUGGCUGUAGCUAGCUAGGUGGGAAGUCAAUCCACUCUGGCUAGGCCAAGGGUUAAAUAAGCCUCCUGCAUGUGACAUUGGCAGGAAACCUCACUGUCACUUGAAAUGUUCUUUCCUGGUGUCUGGGAAAAAGUGCUCAGUUUAGCAGGGAUUUGUGAAUGUGACCACUAAGAAGGCCAAAAGUGUGCUUCUGAUGGGGCAUGACAAAACGGCAUGGCCAGGGCAGCUCCCACUCUGCUGCUCAUGUUCCCACUAGAUUAAGAAACAAGUUUUUAAAAAGAAGUUUCUCCAAAACAUGUAGCUGGCUGCCAGCCAGUGUGUGGUGUAGGAUAACAUGUGUUUAUCUGCGGGCUCACUGUUAACCUCAUUAGGGGAUGUGAGAUCUAGGACAUCCUGUUUGUUUUGUGAGUGUAAGAGCUGCUGAGAUUAAACUCUGGCCAGGGCCUUGUCCUUGUAUCAUCCUUUCCAGGAACCGAGCCUUGCCUUAGAACACUCUUUCAACAGAAUGUAGUUGUGUGGCAUUAGAUCUGGAAACCUUAUUUAUUCCAGUUGGUAAAGGUAUUUGCAGAAAGUGUUUGGUGUCAAGGGGCCUUUCCUGAAGGCACCAUCAUGAGUGCUUAAUCCUGACAAGAUGAAAUGUUCACUUUGUCCUUUCUGUGGUUAAAAGAACAGGCCCUGACUGCUUUCAAAAUGUUAUUUCAAGGCGAAUGUAUUACACAUGCCUUACUUUGCUUCUCUCUGAUUUACCACAGUUUGUUCAGUUAUGUUUUCAUGAAUUAAUCAGGAGCAAAUUUGAACAAGAACAUGUGAAUAAUCUCCUGUAAAUUAGUUUUGUAACAAGAGUGUACUAAACUAUUUUCUAAAAUUACUUGUGCACAUUGGGAAUCUUUCUGUAGCUUUGUGUUUUGUAUGCUCUGGAUUCAUAACUGGACUUUGACAAAUAGUAAACCUGUUAUCUUUGUCAAUACCUAAAAUUUAAGAGAAAAUGGCAGAAUUAAAAGCAAACAAAACUGA
This is a messenger RNA of Onychomys torridus (southern grasshopper mouse), 10680 nucleotides long. RefSeq names its product senataxin (gene Setx). The record is from RefSeq and is a predicted model, not a curated record. Gene Ontology annotation, biological process: termination of RNA polymerase II transcription. Gene Ontology annotation, molecular function: transcription termination site sequence-specific DNA binding; helicase activity. Gene Ontology annotation, cellular component: nuclear body. NCBI's taxonomy places the organism in Eukaryota, Metazoa, Chordata, Mammalia, Rodentia, Cricetidae.